CUGUCUCUGCCCCGGAUGCCGAUGAGCUGGCACCAAAGGCAGCGAUUUCCCAACCGGCACGUGAGAACAAGCCACCAGCCUACCCCCAGCCCCCACCCCGACGUGCCGCCGAGGAGACGGGACGGGCCGCAGGAGCCUCCCCGGGCCGCCGGGAAGCCCAGCACCAUGAUGCCACCGGGCCGCAUCCUGCCACCGCUGCUGCUGCUGCUGCUGGCGCUCAGCGCCGUCACCCCGUGCACCCCCCAGCCCAACGCCACCCGUUUCGUCUGCACGGAGCCCACCCUGAGCACCUUCCCCACCGGCUUGCCCCCCACCACCACGGCCAUCUCGGUGGAGUUCACGGCGCUGAGCACCCUCGGUCCCAGCGCCCUGAGAGGGCUGCCCCGGCUGCAGGAGCUCCAUCUCUCCUCCAACCGCCUCGCCACGCUGCCCGCAGCCCUCCUGCGCCCGGUGCCCACCCUGCUCGUCCUCGAUCUGACGGGCAACCUCCUGGCUGACCUCCCCAGCACCAUCUUCACCAGCUCCAGCCACCUCCAGCACCUGGUGCUGCGGCAGAACCGGCUGCGUGCCCUGCGCCCGCCUUGGUUCCAGCCCCUCUCCCGCCUGAGCUGGCUCGACCUGGCUGCCAACGCCUUGGCAGAGCUGCCACCGGCGGUUUUCCACCCUCUGCGAUCCCUGCAGAGCCUGGAUCUGUCCCACAACCGCCUGGCAGCGCUGGCCCUGGGCUCUCUGGCGGGGCUGCGGGCGCUGGAGAGGCUGGACCUGGAGGGGAACGGUCUGGAGACGCUGCCACCCGCCGCCUUCGAGCCCGUGCCCGCCCUGCGCUUCCUCUUCCUGCAGCACAACGAGCUGCGGGCGCUGCCCGCUGCCGUCUUCGCCCCUCUGCACCACCUCCGUGUCCUCGACCUGGCACGGAACCGGCUGCGGGCGCUGGAGCUGCCCCCGCGGCCCCCCGGCCCCGUCUUGGACCUCGACAUCUCGGGCAACCCCUGGGCCUGCAAGUGCCCGCUGCUGGCCCUGCUGCGGUGGGCGGCCCCCCGGCUCCUGGCCGCCCACUGCACCCUCUGUGCCACCCCCACGGCCCUCCGGGGACAGGAGGUGGCCGCCGUGAGCCAGGCUGGGGACAUGGGCUGUGAGCAGCACCUGCCAGAGCACUGAGCGAGGGGCUUGGGGUCACCGCGGGUGCCCGGGGAUGUCACCUCCCUCCCUGACACUCUGUGCCCAGCCUGGGGGAAACUGAGGCAGGGGGACAGGGGCACAGUUGUGCCCAUGCCCAUGGCCCCGGCUCCAUCCCAGUGGCCCCCAUCCCCAUCCCACUGGCUCCUGGCUCCUUCUCACCUGGCUUAGGCUCUCCCAUGUCCCUGUGCCCACCCUGCCUGGCACACAGCCCUGUCCCCAACCCACAGAGCACAUUAAACGUGGUCUCUUGGUGCCACCA
Molecule: messenger RNA, 1438 nt
Organism: Colius striatus (speckled mousebird)
Lineage: Eukaryota; Metazoa; Chordata; Aves; Coliiformes; Coliidae
Gene: LRG1
Product: leucine rich alpha-2-glycoprotein 1
Exons: 2
Coding region: 16-1158 (380 amino acids)
Cellular component (GO): extracellular matrix
Molecular function (GO): protein binding
Source: RefSeq, a predicted model, not a curated record